AUGAAGUUCACUCUCACCUCCCUCGUCACCCUCCUGGCUUUUGCCCCAGCGUAAGCAUCUUCAACAUGAUAUUGAUUACUACACUAACAUAUACACAGCGCACUUGCCUCAGUUGUCGCUAUCCCUGGCGCAGAGACCAACAAUCCUAACGCACUCGCUGAGAAGCGUGAUUUGCACAGACAAAUUUACUGUGUUGAUUACCACCCGGCUAAGAAUCUCAAAGAAGGAGGCGAAGUCGUAGAGAUAAGUUUCAUAUUUCUCGCCAACAAAAUCUUCAAGUUUACUGACUAUUCAGGACAACGACGCAACCGACAAAGCCUGCGCUAUGUACCGUCGACGCAGCACUGGUAAUAAGCAAUGGGACAAAUGCUCAGACUGCUACAUGAAAGUUCUCAAAGGUAGCAACAUUCACGUCUGCAUCUCUGAAGGCAGACACCUUGGAGGCGAUGAAAUGACCUACUACUGCAAGAAGUCCGGUGCCCACCACGGAAAUGAUUAA
This is a messenger RNA of Hymenoscyphus albidus, 499 nucleotides long. The record is from the annotation of a GenBank genome assembly. NCBI's taxonomy places the organism in Eukaryota, Fungi, Ascomycota, Leotiomycetes, Helotiales, Helotiaceae.